Hermetia illucens (black soldier fly) is the source of this 363-nucleotide messenger RNA. RefSeq lists its product as uncharacterized. The record is from RefSeq and is a predicted model, not a curated record. Lineage: Eukaryota; Metazoa; Arthropoda; Insecta; Diptera; Stratiomyidae. The coding region runs from base 61 to 363 and encodes 100 amino acids. The transcript is spliced from 3 exons.
AUCCUGUUGAGCACACGCUCAUAACAUAAGGUUCAGAUAGUUCAGUUACAUUGCAGCGAUAUGAACUCUUUGUUCCUAACUUUAUUCUUUUUAUGUUUUAUAACUGCUGAAACAGGUGCCCUAAGAAGUGGAUCAAAUGCAAUAUUAGGAACUCACCCAACAUAUGCUGCCCAAUACACUACCCGUCUUCGUGGAGGCCGUCCAGGACGUAUUAGACCAACCAUCCCGGCUCCACAAACAGCGGCCUCAACUACGGCAGCGCCAGCACCUGAGGCAGCUCAAGCCAAAUCGGUUGCGGAACCCACAACGGCAAUCAUAGGAGAAGGAACCAUGACAAUAGCUCCGGAUUCUGAAUUUAUAUAA